This is a messenger RNA of Tilletiopsis washingtonensis, 1739 nucleotides long. RefSeq lists its product as hypothetical. Gene Ontology annotation, cellular component: cytosol; COP9 signalosome. Lineage: Eukaryota; Fungi; Basidiomycota; Exobasidiomycetes; Entylomatales. The record is from RefSeq and is a predicted model, not a curated record. Bases 156 to 1733 code for a protein of 525 amino acids. The transcript is spliced from 5 exons.
ACCACCAUCCCCCUCCCUGCCUCGCACCCACACACCCGAGCACUUGGACAGCGGUGCAGCGCACCUGCUUUACCUUCGCUCUCAGCAGCGCUGCGACUGCCCGCUCCACCCUCGCGCCUCCACCUGCCCGCUCAGCUCGACCCGGCGUGCCCAGCAUGACGGACGCGGCGCCCGCCGACUUCCUCGCCGCCCUCUCGGCACUGGCCAGCUCGCCGACGUCGACGCGCGCCGCAGCGUACCAGGAGCAGCUGCACUCCCUGCUGCGCCGCCCGCGCCGCGACGUUUCGCCGGCUGCCCUGCGCGCUGCGCUCGCCGCCUUCCUCGACGCCGCCGUGUUCAGCGAUGCCAACUCCACGGGCGGCGGCCUCGUCGUAGGCCGCCAGGUGCUGGAGGCCUUUGACACGGCGCUUGCGGGACCGCUGAGCGCGCCGCCGGCUGAGCGCAAGGACGAGGAGCUGGGCGCCGAGGACCCGGCCGUCUGGGACGAGGAGACGCGCACGACGCUGUUCGAGGAUGCCAUCGAGAAGGUGCAGCCGCGAGUGCUCAGCUUCGAGGAGCAGGCGUCGUCGCUGCGACUGCAUCUGGCCGACCUGUACGAGUCGGCGGAAGACUGGGCGGCGGCGGCAGGGGUGCUGCAGGGCAUCCCAUUAGACUCGGGUCAUCGAGCCGUGUCCGACACCAACAAGCUCGACGUGCUCGUGCGCAUCGUGCGCCUGCUGCUCGAGGCUGACGAUGCCGUCGGUGCAGACGUGUCGCUGAAGCGCGCCUCGCUCGUGCUGCACGCCGUGCCCGGCGCCACGCCGGCGCUGCCGGGCAUCGAGCAGGAGGGCACGCCCGAGGAGCGCCGCGAGGGCAAGAAGCUCGGCCUCAUGUUCAAGCUGUGCCAAGCGCGCAUCUACGACGCUCAGCGCCGCUUCAUGGAGGCCAGCACGCGCUAUCACGAGCUGAGCUUCGUGCCCGAGAUCGACGAGGACGAGCGGACGCAGGCAUUGUCUGCCGCCGUGACUGCUGCGAUCCUUUCUCCAGCCGGACCGCAGCGCUCGCGCAUUCUCGCGACGCUGAUCCGCGACGAGCGCACGUCCUCGCUGGACCAGCACACGAUCCUGACCAAGGUGUUCCUCGGCCAGAUCAUCCGCGCGUCGGAGAUCGCCUCGUUCGAGGCCAUGCUAGCGCCGCACCAGAAGGCCGAGCUGCCGCCGACGGCCAAUGAGAAGGCCAUGGCUGCCGCCGAUGCUGCCGCUGCAGCUGCCGCUGCCUCCAACUCGGACGGCGACGUCGAGAUGGGCGACUCGGCGCCGCCGCCUGCUCCCGUCCUGCGCACCCAGACAGUGCUGUCGCGCGCCAUGAUCGAGCACAACGUGCUGGCCGCCUCGACGCUGUACGCCAACAUCACCUUCAGCGGACUGGCUCUGCUGCUGGACCUGACUGCGCCAGCCGCCGAGUCGACAGUGCGCCGCAUGGUCGUGCAGGGCCGUCUUAAGGCCGAGAUCGACCAAGUGGGCCCUGGCGGAGGCGUCGUCACCUUCUUGGCAGGCGGCCGCGGCGGCGCAGCAGAGGCGGGCACCGCUGGCGGACUUGGCAACGUGGCCGGCGAUGGCGACGAAGGCGAGGCUCAGGAGGACGAAGACGAUCCCGACGCAGUCUGGACACGGCGGUGGGACCAGCAGAUCGCCCGCACCGCCUCCAGCCUUGAGGCGACGAGCUCGUACAUCAAGAGCCUGGCCGCAGCAUGAUCCGCG